CAUCAUCAUCUGGUGACUGAUGAACACACGCAGGACAGGGCGCGUGUUGACCCGGAUCAAUACUGCAACUCCCAGUCUGACCAGUCAUGUGACUUCAGAGAGGAUGUUCAGUCUUGAGCGAGCUUCCAGUGGACGGCAGGUGUAGGGAGGCAAAGGAUCAUGGGAGAUGGAGGGCCCCUGCAGACGGAGGGGAACGCUCUCCUCAAAGCUGUGUUCCAGGGAAAGCUGCGGCUCGCCCGGUUGCUGUUAGAGGGCGGAGCCUACAUCAACGAAGGCAACGAACGGGGAGAGACACCCAUCUCCGCCGCCUGCCUGGGGAACUAUGACGACCCGCAGACCCGCCAGAGGAUGGUCCGCUACCUGCUGGAGAAAGGCGCUGACCCCAACAUCCCAGACAAGAGCGGCCGCACGGCGCUGAUGCAUGCCUGCGCCGAGCAGGCAGGGCGAGAGGUGGUGACCCUGCUGCUGGAGAACGGGGCAGACCCCAGCCUCAGAGACUACGCCGGUGCCUCCGCCCUGGUCCACGCCAUCAACAGGGGAGACCGCGACACGCUGCAGGUACUGCUGGACGCCUGCAAGGCCAAGGGCAAGGAGGUGAUCAUUAUCACCACUGACACAUCUCCGUCGGGCACCAAGAAGACCAAGCAGUACCUGAACUCGCCACCCUCACCUGGCAUCGUGGACAAACUGUCCCCUGCUUGCAUGUCUCCUUCAGAAGUGGAGAUCGGCACUGCGUCACCUGCAGGGGACAGGACCAAUGGCCAGGAGGGCAUCUUCAGCUUUGCGCUCACCUCGGCCUUACCACUGCCUUCCACUCGGCCUCCAGGUGAGAAGCGGCCCCCGCCUCGGAAGCUCCUGAAGAGGCUGAACUCGGAGCCCUGGGGCCUGGUGGCACCCUCGGUGCUGAGCGGAGUUCCUCCGGACCGGCUGGACACGGGUCUUGAGGAAGAGGGCAGCAGCGAUCUGAGCAGAGCCACCGCCGAGAUGAACGGUCUAUCCAUCUCAGAGCCGGUCCGGACUCGGUUGUCACGACGACACAGCAUCGAGACGCAUGACCCCUGCUCUCCCAAGCCCAUUGACCGGUCGUGCUCCGAGGACUGCACCGGCCUCUCUGCCACGUCCUGGGCCGACAAGGUGCAGCAGCACCAGAUCCUGUACCGGAGAAACACCGCCCCUGAACCCCAGGAGAACGCCGGGGGGCCUGGGGCUAUCCGGCUCCUGGUGCACCCUAAACUGAGCCGCAUGGAGCACUACGAGUCCGACACUCAUCUUUGUCCAGAGUCCAUCCCUGGAUCGCCAGACUCUGGGCGGGUGUCAGUGGAACGGCGACGGUAUAAUGCCUCCCCGUUGUCCCUGGUGACCAGCUCAUCCAGGGAGUCUCUGGAGAACAUUCCUAACUCGGUGUCGCCCAUCACUGUGCGCCGUCGGCCCCCAGGUCUGCUGGAGCGCCGCGGCUCCGGGACGCUGCUGCUGGACCACAUCUCCCACACUAGGCCCGGCUUCCUGCCUCCUCUCAACAUCAACCCCCACAGACCCAUUCCUGACAUUCGAGCCAAUGGAAAACCCACCUCCCCCGUUCACAGCGGACACAAGAUCCUGGUCCCCAUGGCCCCAAUAUCUCCUAAGCGGGGCCCCGAAUCCAAAAUGAAGAAGAAGCUGAUGAGGAGGCACUCCAUGCAGACAGAGCAGAUGAAGCAGCUCUCCACCUUCCAGGAGAUCCUGGCUGAGAAGGUGGUUGAGUCCAAUGGGGAUUGAUGACAGGAGGCAACAAAGCAUGAUGGGUAGCUGCUGAGUCCCAGCUAACACCAGGUCCUGGUGACUGAGGUGAGCUUUGUUUGACACCACCUGACUGGAUCAAUUCUGUUCACUGAGGUUUGGGUCGAAGGGAUGGUUCUGAUCCAAUGGGAUGUUCCCUGCAGCCAUCAGAGUGUUACCAGUGUGGAGAAUCAGAGCUUUUCCCCAUCUAAAACAUCAACUUGGAGGUGCGUUUGAUUCAGAGAUGGUCCUGUAUGACGAUAUGUUGGUGCUGGAGACUCGACAACCAGGCAGAUCCUGAACCUCCAGGCAAGUCACAGGGCAGAGGAGGUUCUGAUUGGAGCCACACAGUGGCUCCUACAGGACCAGAACUUUUCAGACCAAACCCUCCAAGAUCCAGCCAGUGGUCAACCCUGGAUUCUGGUGGUAUCUCUGCUGAGGUGUGGGGGCGUCUCAGAGAGUUAGGGAUGGUCCUCGAAAGAUACUCCAUCCAAAGUAUGGAGAACUGAAUGAACCUCCUCACUUCACUGUGUUCUGGAUCAGAACCGGUCCUGUAAUGUAACCGGGUCGAUUUCUCUGACGUGGAUGAUCUUCAGGACCUCCCCAACCAGGAUCAGAGGCUGCGUGACUGCAGGGAAGGUACUGAACCGCUCAGAACCAGAACUCUGGUCCAGGUUUUCUGCAGAUCUCAGCAAGAACCUGAGGAGAGUCUGAUGCAGGCGAGGUGAACCCUGACCCCUGAGGACCGGAGGCACUUCUGGCACAGAACCAAACUCUACAAGAACUUUUUCUUUAACAACCUCAAACCAAGACAGAGUAACUAAACCCCAAAAUACUCUCUAUAACCGGUUCUUAAGAGUCCUGUCUUAUUUUUUUGUACAGACAUUUUCAUGCAAAUUUGACUAAUUCUGCAAUAUUUUUUUGUCUAAAACCGUCUCAGUGCUGCCCUCAUUAGGUUGAAGGGUGGCUACUGCAUCUGAUUUUUCCUGUUGGUUCCAGUCACUCAGCUGGCAUUAGUGCUAACCCCUCCCUCAUCCCCACACUUGGCUCCACCCACAUGGUGGUUUUUUCAUAAAUUUGUCAGGGGGCGGAGCUUUGCUUUCUGUUAAUUACACUUUAAAUCAGCCUGAAGGUGGCGCUUCUGUCCUGCUGCGCGUCACAAACUGAAUGCUCAGAUCUCAUUUGAACGGUUUGCUGAUGUGCAAAGACUGACCCCUGGUGGUCACAGCAGAUUCAGCAACAGGUCUCUUGCAGGUUCACGGAUCUCAAGUCAGGUUUCAUCUGCAGCUCGGGCUAAGCUCAAACUAAAUCUGACCCGUAUUUUAAUGAUUCAACUGAAAAAAUUGAACUGUUAUUUUACAGACUUAUUCCAGAUUGAUAUCAAAUAAUCUAUAUUUGAACUGUUUCAGUUAAUGUGGAUCAGGGUGUCAAACUCCAGUCCUGGAGGCCCUGAAACCUUUAGAUGAGCCUCUGCUGCAGCACCUAAACAGAAUA
Molecule: messenger RNA, 3249 nt
Organism: Xiphophorus maculatus (southern platyfish)
Lineage: Eukaryota; Metazoa; Chordata; Actinopteri; Cyprinodontiformes; Poeciliidae
Product: ankyrin repeat domain-containing protein 34A-like
Exons: 2
Coding region: 160-1755 (531 amino acids)
Molecular function (GO): protein binding
Source: RefSeq, a predicted model, not a curated record